Messenger RNA from Aspergillus luchuensis, 3159 nucleotides. Its product is annotated as putative Rho GTPase activator Rga. The coding region runs from base 1 to 3159 and encodes 1052 amino acids. The transcript is spliced from 7 exons. NCBI's taxonomy places the organism in Eukaryota, Fungi, Ascomycota, Eurotiomycetes, Eurotiales, Aspergillaceae. Gene Ontology annotation, cellular component: cytoplasm. The record is from RefSeq and is a predicted model, not a curated record. Gene Ontology annotation, biological process: regulation of GTPase activity; signal transduction.
AUGGAGUCCCCCGCGUAUCCAGAAUCGCCGAUGGACCAGGAUGAUAUCCCGUAUCCUUGCAAGGGUUGUGGAGAGAUUCUAGAAGAGGGCAAAGCUUUCGAACUUGCGGGCAAUCGAUGGCACAUUGAAUGUUUUUGCUGCAGCACCUGCGGUACCCUUCUCGAUUCCGACGCACACCUGCUACUCCUGGGAGAUGGUUCGUUGAUUUGCAGCAACUGCACGUACAGCUGCAGUUCGUGUGGGAACAAGAUCGAAGACCUCGCCAUCUUGACGGGCGAGCAGGCUUUCUGCGCACAAUGCUUUCGAUGCCGGAACUGCAAGAGGAAGAUCGAAAACCUGCGCUAUGCUCGAACCUCGCAGGGUAUAUUCUGUAUGGACUGCCAUGAAUCCCUCAUGCAGCGUCGAAGAAAGAGGAAUCGGAAUGUAGCACCGUCGAGGAAGCAGACGCCGGCGAACAUGAAGCUAGACAAAUCACUCCCUUCCUUGCCCUCGGAGGACCCCGAACUGAUGCCUCGUGGCUCCGACGAGGCAGCUGCCGAUGCGUAUUCAGAUGCAACCCCCGAUACGACGUUGCGAGGAGCUGCGCCUGCGCUGGACGCAGGAAGGGGCAGAAGCGCUUCUGCUACCGGUGCGGCUGCAGAUAAUCAAGACAACCUAAUUCUCCCUUCGAGCACCUACCGAAGCAAUCGACACUCAGUCAUACCUCAACCGGAGGCAGAUGGCGGUGGUGAAUUCUUGAUCCCUGUUGCGUUCGACCCCUCCGAAGAACAGCGGUCUGCGCGCGGACAGUUACCUGCCACAACGUACGGGAAGUCGCCUCAUGGGUCGGAAAGCUCAUCUCCGCAUAUUGCGUACCAGGAAAAGGGCCGGGACCGCGGUGAUCUUGACGCGGCACGUUGGCGUCAGGAUGACCUCGCCAACGGCACAAACACCGCCAGAUCGGCUUCCGCUCGCAGUUCCAGGUCUGACCUGGGUCGUAAGGAGACCAGCACUUUCUCCACUCCCAGCCCCGAAAGCACCAAAUCGGCAACCGUCCAAAGAGAGGGUUUGGCCCCAGAGCUUCAGAGAACUGCCAGUGACAAUACCACCACACUUCCGACUCGGCCUUCGCAUGAGCUGCGUCGCUUGCACGAGACGACAGGAUCGGUAGACUCUGCCCAGUCGUUCUUGUCCUCCACGAGCGUGCAGCAUCCAAAACGGGCCGAUUCCCUGGAGAGCAGGCUGCAUCAACCAUCGAGGAAAGAGCCCGGAACGUCUCCUCGCCCGUCCUCUGUUACCCCCAGCGACCAGUGGAGCGAGCGAUCCACUGACAGGACCGGUGUGAGCAGAAGUACACCUCGGACUGGCGACUCCACGUGGACCCCACGCAGUGAAUUGAACGAUCAGGCUAAGCCCCCCGCGCGUCCUAACUCUAUCAGCACUCUCCAACAAGUAGAAUCCUACCGCCAAACUGACGGUGCGGGUUCUCCCUCGUUGCUGCGGUACAGCGGUGGCGGUGACUUCACCAUGGACGAAGAUAUGGCCCGUAUCAUGGGCUCGGACGAUGGCAACAAUGCACAGACGACGAUACCCGACCUGGCGAGCCCGUCUGUGAUUUCUCCUGAGAAUGCAGGACCCGAGGAAGUGACAUGGCUGCGUAAUGAGCUGCGCAAGGAACGGCAACGCGUGUCCGAUCGGGAACAGAAGAUCGCCGAGAUGGAGGCGAUGCUGAAUGCAAGUGCCGAUGUCAAGCAGGUUAACACUGAACUUCACGAGAAGCGCUCUACGAUGGUGGUCUUGGAUGCACAGAAGGAGAUUGCCAUGCGUGAACUCACCGUGCUGACCGAGCACCUCGAGGCUGAAAAACGUGGCAACGGUGGCUCGCUCGAUCUUGGGAAGCUGACCAACCAUGUCCUGCGGGAAUUUGUGGAAUCUAUACAGAAGCUGAAGGAUACCUUUACGCCACAGAUCGAAGAACUGGUGCAGAAACGUAACGAUGCUGCGGAGGAAUUGGCCAACCUGAACCGUAUGAAGGACAAGAGCUUCCAGGAAUUCGAGCAGUUGUCCUCCAAGAACGCUCAACUGGCAGAGCUGAACAACCAGCUGGUGCAUCAGAUCCAAGAGCUCUAUAAGGCCAACCCGACGGACGGUCGUGGGGCUAACGGUCUUGGUAUUUACUCUCAUGGCAAGGAGAAGUCCCUCUCCGCUAUUGAUGCUCUCAAGGCGGCCAACAGUGAUCUGGUUCCUACGGUGGCGACGACAAACAUCUCAGAGGAGGCUGAACCAGCUACAAUUGUUCCCGGUCCCCAAGUGGUUAGCAUCAGAAAGGGACAGCCUCGCAAGUUCAAUUGGAAAAAGGGCGGUCAGAACGUCGCCAAGGGCGUCACCAAGGGUCUCAAGGGUGCCUUCAUGUCGAGCGAAGCGACCCCCGCUGAGGGUAACCCGGGUCUGCCACGCUCCCAAACGCAGGAUCCAAGUCGCCCCGGAUUUGGCUUCUUCGGCAAUCAGCGGAGCAAACAAACAGGACUACGGAUGCCGCAAACCGACAGCGUCCCUGCUCUGGCUGAAACCCCUGCUCCUGGUGGCCUCUUCGGUACAGAUCUGGAACAACGCAUGGAGCAGGAGAAGAGCAUCAUCCCCGCCAUCAUUACUCGCUGUAUUCAGGAGGUCGAACUACGAGGUAUGGAUAUGGAAGGUAUCUACCGGAAGUCUGGCGCCAGCUCUGCAAUUCAGACUAUUCGGGAAGGCUUCGAGCGCUCUCCACAGGAUUACGAUAUUUCCGAUCCUGACCUCGAUAUUCAUGCUGUGACCUCUGCGUUGAAGCAGUACUUCCGCAAGCUGCCCAUGCCGCUCAUCACCUUUGACGUCUACGAGAAGAUCAUCGAUUCGGGCGAGAUCACUUCUCAACCCGCCCGGGUCGAACAUCUACAGAAGAAUCUGCGCGAGCUGCCGCGCGUUCACCAGGAUGUGCUCGAGUUCCUCGUGUUCCACUUGAAGCGCGUGGUCGAGCGCGAGAAGGAGAACCUGAUGACCAGCCAGAACAUCGCCGUGGUGUUUGCGCCAACCAUCAUGCGGCCCGAAAGUCUCGCACGUGAAAUGACUGAUGUGCAGAAGAAGAAUGAGGUCUUGAAAUUCUUGGUUGAGAACUGUCAGGAAAUCUUCAUGGGUUUGCAGGGUUAG